Messenger RNA from Nestor notabilis (Kea), 3418 nucleotides. RefSeq names its product pregnancy-associated plasma protein A, pappalysin 1 (gene PAPPA). The transcript is spliced from 20 exons. Lineage: Eukaryota; Metazoa; Chordata; Aves; Psittaciformes; Psittacidae. The annotation marks the transcript as partial. The record is from RefSeq and is a predicted model, not a curated record. Gene Ontology annotation, molecular function: metallopeptidase activity.
AGCAUACUUGGAUGUCAAUGAACUAAAGAACAUCCUCAAACUGGAUGGAUCCACACAUCUAAACAUCUUCUUUGCCAAUUCCUCCGAGGAAGAGCUGGCUGGAGUGGCAACUUGGCCCUGGGACAAGGAAGCCUUGAUGCAUCUAGGUGGCAUUGUGCUGAAUCCCUCCUUCUAUGGAAUCCCUGGCCACACACACACAAUGAUCCAUGAAAUUGGGCACAGCCUGGGGCUCUAUCACGUCUUCCGAGGAAUCUCAGAGAUCCUCUCCUGCAGCGAUCCGUGCAUGGAAACCGAGCCCUCCUUUGAGACUGGGGACCUCUGCAGUGACACCAACCCUGCUCCCAAGCACAAGCUGUGUGGGGAUCCUGGCCCUGGCAAUGACACGUGUGGUUUUCACAGUUUCCUAAACACACCCUUCAGUAACUUCAUGAGCUACGCAGAUGAUGACUGCACCAACUCCUUCACGCCCAACCAAGUGGCCAGGAUGCAUUGCUACUUGGACCUCGUCUAUCAGAGCUGGCAGCCCGCGAAGAAACCAGCUCCUAUUGCAAUUGCCCCACAGAUUGUGACUCGGAGCUCCACCUCUGUCACCCUGGAGUGGUUCCCACCCAUUGAUGGCCACUUCUUUGAAAGAGAAGUGGGAUCAGCAUGUGAUCUGUGUGCGGAAGGAAGAGUCCUGGUGCAAUAUGCCUUCAGCGCCUCUUCUCCGAUGCCCUGCGAUCCCUCGGGACACUGGAGCCCACGGGAAGCGGAAGGGCACCCUGAUGUUGAGCAGCCUUGUAAAUCCAGUGUCAGAACAUGGAGUCCCAACUCAGCAGUCAACCAACACACGGUGCCCCCGGCCUGUCCCGAGCCCCAGGGCUGCUACCUGCAGCUGGAGUUCCGCUAUCCCCUGACUCCAGAGUCCCUCACAGUCUGGGUGACAUUUGUUUCCCCGGAUUGGGACUCCAGCGGAACCGUAAAUGACAUCAAGUUGCUCACCGUCAGCGGGAAGAACAUUUCUCUAGGGCCACAGAACGUCUUCUGUGACAUCCCGUUGACCAUAAAGCUGGAUGCAGGACAAGUGGGAGAGGAGGUGUAUGGUAUCCAGAUCUACACUCUGGAUGAGCACCUGGAAAUUGAUGCUGCCAUGCUGAGCUCUGUCCCCCAGAGCACACUGUGCGCAAACUGCAGGCCCAUCCAGUACAAAGUGGUUCGGGACCCUCCUUUCCAGUCUGGAUCUCCAGUUGUCAUCUCAAACCUCAGCAGGAGAUUUGUUGACAUGGAGCUCAGCGAUAGGACCACAUACACGUACCAGGUCGUCAUUGUUUCCGGGAGGGAGGAGAGCGAGCCUUCCCCGGAGCUUGUCUAUAUCUCUGGAAGUGGAUACUGUGGAGACGGGAUUAUCCAAAUAGACUUGGGAGAAGAAUGUGAUGACAUGAACAAGAUCAACGGUGAUGGCUGCUCCCUGUUCUGCCUGCAGGAGUUGUCCUUUAAUUGCAUUGAUGAACCCAGCAGGUGCUAUUUCCACGACGGUGAUGGAGUAUGUGAGGAAUUUGAGCAAAUGACCAGCAUCAAAGACUGUGGUGUUUACACUCCCAAAGGCUUUCUGGAUCAGUGGGCUUCCAACGUCUCCGUCUCACAUCACAGUGACCAGCAGUGUCCAGGAUGGGUGGUCAUCGGGCAGCCAGCAGCAACCCAGACGUGUCGAACUAAGGUGAUUGACCUGAAUGAUGGUGUCUCUCAGUAUGCCUGGUAUCCCUGCACGGCCAACUUCCAGUAUUCCCACAUGGCACAGACCGUUUUCUGGCUGAAGGCUUUUUUUUCCCAGCCUAUGGUAGCUGCAGCAGUCCUAGUUCACCUGGUCACUGAUGGGACCUAUUACCUGGAUCAGAAGCAGGAGACCAUCGGUGUGCAGCUGUUUGACACCAAAGAGCAAAGCCAUGAUCUUGGUGUCCACGUCCUGAGCUGCAGGAACAAUCCCCUGAUUAUCCCCGUCAUCCAUGACCUCAGUCACCCUUUUUAUCACACCCAGACUGUCCUCAUUAGCUUCAGCUCCCAGUUUGUGGCCAUCUCUGGGGUGGCCCUGCGUUCCUUCCACAACUUCGACCCCAUCACCAUCAGCAGCUGCCAGCGAGGACAGACCUACAGCCCAGCAGAGCAGAGCUGUGUCCACUACUCCUGUGAAGCCACUGACUGCCAGAAGCUGGAGAUUGAGCACGCGCUGCUGGACUGCUCCGGCGGCGGGUGGUACAACGGGGCCCAGUGCAACGUGAGCUGCAAGGCAGGCUACACUCUGCAGGUCCAGCGGGACAAUGAUCUCAGCAAGAACCAGAUGGAGUCCAGCAUCACCAUGACUUGCACAGAUGGGAAGUGGAACAAGCAGGUGACAUGCGAGCCUGUGGAUUGCGGUGUCCCAGACCAGUACCAUGUCUACCCAGCCACCUUCAACUGCAGCGAGGGCACCACCUUUGGCAAGAAAUGCUCCUUCAGUUGCCGACCUCCUGCUGUUCUGAAAGGCAACAACAGCAACUUGACCUGCAUGGAGGAUGGGUUGUGGUCCUUUCCAGAGGCUCUCUGUGAGCUGAUGUGUCGAGCACCCUCCGUUGUCCCUAAUGCAGAUCUCCAGACAAGUCGUUGCCGAGAAGAUAAGCACAAAGUGGGCUCGUUUUGCAAGUACAAAUGCAAACCAGGUUACCAUGUCCCUGGAUCCUCCAGAAAAGCCAGAAAGCGAGCCUUUAAGAUCCAGUGCACACAGGAUGGCACAUGGCUGCCGGGCGCUUGUGUGCCCGUUACCUGCGACCCUCCUCCUUCCAAGUUUCAUGGGCUCUACCAGUGCUCCAAUGGCUUCCAGUUCAACAGCGAGUGCCGGAUCAAGUGUGAAGAUGAUGACAAUCAGUCGGGCCGUGGAAGCAACGUGAUUCACUGCCGGAAGGAUGGCACCUGGAGUGGCUCCUUUCAUCUCUGCAAGGAGAUGCAGGGCCAGUGCACGCUGCCCACACAGCUCAACAGCCACCUGAAGCUUCAGUGCGCCGGUGGCUACGGCAUAGGCACGGAGUGUACCACCUCAUGUCUGGAUCACAGUCACGAGCCCAUCCUCCUGCGUGUGAACGAGACCGUGCAAGACAUCCAGCACUGGAUGAACCCUCAAAGAGUGAAGAGCGUUGUCUGCACAGCGGGACUCAAGUGGUACCCUCACCCUUCCCUGAUUCAUUGUGUCAAAGGCUGCGAGCCUUUCAUGGGGGACAACUACUGUGACUCCAUCAACAACCGAGCCUUCUGCAACUACGAUGGUGGGGACUGCUGCGCCUCAACAGUCAAGACCAAAAAGGUUACUCCCUUCCCUAUGUCCUGUGACCUACAAGGAGAAUGUGCUUGCCGGGACCCCAAUGCCCAAGAGCACAAUCAGAAAGACCUCCGUGGCUUCAGUCUUGGGUAA